Molecule: messenger RNA, 11247 nt
Organism: Scophthalmus maximus (turbot)
Lineage: Eukaryota; Metazoa; Chordata; Actinopteri; Pleuronectiformes; Scophthalmidae
Gene: mgaa
Product: MAX dimerization protein MGA a
Exons: 25
Coding region: 1735-10143 (2802 amino acids)
Biological process (GO): regulation of transcription by RNA polymerase II; cell fate specification; positive regulation of DNA-templated transcription
Cellular component (GO): nucleus
Molecular function (GO): RNA polymerase II cis-regulatory region sequence-specific DNA binding; DNA-binding transcription factor activity, RNA polymerase II-specific; protein dimerization activity
Source: RefSeq, a predicted model, not a curated record
CUGAGCGGUUGUGUUGCUCUUAGAGGUUGUGUUGCUCUUAGAGGUUGUGUUGCCUCUUAGAGGUUGUGUUGCUCUUAGCGGCUUUGUUGCCUCUUUGCGGUUGAGUUGUCUUUUUGGCUGGUGGACAGUUAACGGUUUCUGUUUUUCUUUGCCAAGAUGAUACAUUUCAAACCAUGAGUCUGAUUUUAUUCUGUUUUUUUUUACUCAACAACAAUUUUGGAUCCAAACCAACAAUGUGUUGUGACUCUGUCUCUCUUACUACUUUAUAAAACAGCUCACUAAUGUAUUAUUAUUUUCAAACGGUUGUACAGAAGUGUAUCACUGCCACACAGUCAAUUAUCAUGUUGUAAUGUGAAAAGUUUAUUGUAAUAACAACAUGUUUUUCCACGACAUUAUGUGAUAUUAUCACGUUAUUAGGACAUUAAAACUCAUCAGGUUUGCUACACAGUAUGGAAAAGUCUGGAAUUUAAUUUUAGUAAUUUCAAGGUCUGGAUAAGUCUGGAAAAAAAAGUUAUUGAGAAUAUGUAAAAAUAUUAGUUUUGCCAGACUGAAGUCGAAAAAGACGUAAAUCCAAAGAUCUAAUUAACUAACGAUUCGUCUCGAUCUCUCUAGUGUCUGAUUUUCCCACAGUCAGUGAUAAACGUCGCCUUAGCGACACAUUCUCUGUACCUGCCAGUGGAAGAAAAAGUUGUUCAUAUCAACUUUGCACCUGGUGACAGCUGGUUAAGUUGUUGUAUUGAUGAUGAAAUACACAUUUACCCAAAAAUUAUUGAGCUUAAAUAUCAACUUUUAAAAAGAGUAUUAAAAUAUGAGUAUUAUCAGUCCUAAAACAGGUGACGUCAGAGUUGGAAGUAUCAAUAUUUCAAUAUCAAUCACAAUCAACCUUGUGGAGAAACCGUGACUGAAUGUAAUAUGUUAACAGUUGGAAUAAAAAAAUAUUUAUUGAAAUAAUAAUAUUUACUAUGUAAUAAUAUUAUAUAAAAUAACCUAUAAUGUUCAUGUAUUUAAUAAUAUUUACUUAAUGAUAAACAUCUAGCUAUUUGUACUCGGACAUCAAAUGUGGUCUGAAAUAUGUACAGAGAUGGAAAAAGUCUGGGAUUAUGAAAUGGAAACUGAAGGAACCCUGAAUCAUGUGAUCACACAAACUUUAUUUCGCUUUGUAUCAGUAUUAAUCCCCGUCUACGCUGACACACCUGACACAGGACGACUUAUAUCACACGACCGUUCAGAUAAACUGGUCAGGUGCUUGUUGUUGGUCAGGAAGUAGAUUGUCUCCUCCGCAGUCGGUUUCUUAUUAACAGAAAAUCCUCCGGAGGAAGAGGAACAGCGAUGGUGAAAUGUCAGGAGGAAAAAAGGAGGAAAUGUUACUGACAGGAAGUGUUAGCGACAUUGAGUCGUGACUGAUGAGAACCAAUCAGAGAAGAGAAUGUCAUUCUCUACAAACUAAAACACGACCUGAGUUUUCACUCUGACACGUGGACCAGCAGUUUCCCCACGUCUCUGAUUCAGAGGCUGGGAAACUCCGCCAGGCAUAACCAUAGCAACACCGAUGAGUUUUUAAACGAAACACAUAGUGAUGUGGGCGGAGCCUGGGUGAUCAGAAUCUCAGAUGAGUCCUCAACUUGUUCAUACCUGAACUCAGAGCUGAACCCUGUCGAUCACAUCACCUGAGCGCCAGGGUCAUACCGAUGUUAAGAUCGUGGGCUCCUCCAGUCAUGUGUCUGGGACCUGUUCAUGGCCUGUAAGAAGAAGAAGAAAGGCAUGGUGCUCCAUCAUCCAGGGGCGCCUACCUCUGCAGCAGCACCUGCAACCAACCAUCCACCUGCAUGCUCUGUUUUUCCUUAUCCGGGGAAGACGAGUGAAGGCGGGAUGGAACGGAGCACCUGUGUGACCGAUGAGGAGGCAGACAUGAUGGGUAAAGCCAACAUGUACCCGUCAAAGGAAACUGUCGGGACCUCUGGUCUUCCCACCAGUUCAAAUCCUCAUCCAGACAACCUGCCGCCUGAGAGCAUCUGCAGAGGCAUCAGAGUGACGCUGGACAACAACAGCAUGUGGAACGAGUUCUUCAGAUGCAAGACUGAGAUGAUUCUGACCAAACAAGGCAGCAGGAUGUUCCCCUACUGCCGCUUUCGCAUCUCCGGUUUGCAGCCCUGUAGGAAGUACUCUCUGAUAAUGGACGUUCAACCUUUCGACAACAGUCGUUACAGGUGGACUGGUAAGAGCUGGCAGGUUGCUGGGAAAGCAGAGUGUCAUGUAAAGAGUCAACCGUUCAUUCAUCCUGAGUCCCCGUCGAUGGGUCAACACUGGAUGAAGAAUCCAGUGUCCUUUUACAAACUGAAGCUCACGAACCACAUCUCUGGGCAAGAGGGGGAUACCAUCCUCCAACCAAUGCACCGCUACUUGCCACGACUGCACGUAGUCCAGACUGACAGAGCUGCUAAAGACUUAAAGCUGAGUUGUCCCAGUGUUGUCACUUUUACUUUCCCCCAGACAGAGUUCAUGGCAGUCACUGCUUACCAGAACUCGCGGUUUGCUCAGCUCAAAGUCGACUACAACCCUUUUGCCAAAGGACUGAAGGAGGAUGCGUCCAGUUCACGGGGCCUGAAGAUGAAGUUGAACUCUUGCAAAGACAAAGAUGGAGCCAUGACAACCAACGAGCACCAUCCUGUGAAAAAGAGCUUGAAGUCUUUGCUUGCGAACCAUAAACCUAGAAGCACAAAAACAGUGGAUUCAAAACCUUCGGCUUCAGGUCACUUCCCGAAAAAAUCAGCCACAGAGAACGAUCAGUCAACGGUUCCCGGGGAGAGUUUGUGCAGCAGUUCACAACCAGCUCAGAAGUUAUUUUCUGAGCUUAUUCGGGAGGCUCACGUUUCACUGCAGCGAUGUAACCUGGAGCAGCUCAGGAUCAACAACAGCAACUCUCACAGAACUGAGCAAACAAACCCGAACACCACACCGUCGGAAUCCAACCGAGAAGAUGUUCCAGAGAAAAACUGUGAAUCCAUCAAAACACACAGUGACACGUUAUCAGUAAAGAACCGUGAACCCGUGUUCACAAAGAGGAAAACUAAGGCGGACAGGCACCUUUUGAGUUUACAGACCUGCAAGGACGAUGCUAGGAGAGAUUAUUCUGAGGUCAAUAAUGUUGUUACUGCUCCAGUGGUAUCUCAGAAUUCCUCUGUGGACUCAAACCAGCAACCCAAACCUGAAGCAGAGAUGAAUGUAAAGCAGCAUAAACGACCGGCACCUCUACCUCUGCCGGCCCUCGCUCUUUUUUUGAAGCAGCGUUUGACAAAAUCUAAAAAGACCAAGAGUAAGCCAGAUUCUCUUCCGCCAGCAGCCCCAUCAGAAGCUCUGUCGGGGUCACAGAGCUCUGCUACAACUUCUACAUGUCAAGCUUCUGAUCAUGCCAGCAAUGCAACUGGUCCCUCGAAGGACCUCACUGAAAAAACAUCUAACAACCAGGCCUCCGGGGACACAGUCCUGGUUAUUCAUUCAUCUGGACCAGUAGUUGAAACGGCUCUUCAGCCCUCCAGCCCAUCAUGUCCAAAUAUUGUUGACACUUCAGAACUUACCAAGGUACCAAAGACUGAUGAUUACUCAGUUUGUGAAAGCCCAGGCUCUGUACCAGAUGGCACUCCAGUGUUACCCAGCUCGGAUCAGCUGUUUGGUACCCUUGGUACAUUUACAUCCACCUUUUCCUCAACUCUUACUACCUCUUCUACAUCUCCUGUUUUGUCACCACCUCAUGACACAGUGUUUAGUACCCUGAACUCACCACAAACGCCUCCCUUGCUACCCUCACACUCCCCCACCAUGAAGUCUGAUUCGUUGCUCCUUGACCCAGAAUGUUCUUACUUUGGCUUUGAGCCUUUGUCACCUGCAAGCUCUCCCGAACCUUUACCUCCCCUUCCUGCCUUGUUAGCUUUAGAACUGGACUCCACCACUUCUGAACCAACUCAGAAAGCAGUACCUCCUGGAGAGUUAUCGCAAAGUGUAGGCUCUACUGCAAUGGUGUUCAAAUGGCAUACAGUGUUACCUCCCCCUGUGUCGUACAUCGACACUUCAUUCACAGUAUUUCAGCCCACAUCACAGACGCUUCCUUUAGUGUCUAUCACAUCACCUUUGUUGCCUUCCCCGACUGAACCACAAACUGAUCUUGCUUCAUCAUUUCAAGAGAACGAACAGUCGCUGCCCUUCCCAGUAGAGCUGUCCCCCCUUGCACUUCAUUUGCCGCUGUCUCCAACCUUUUCUUCAUUAGAUGGAGGCGGACUAUCACCUACACCUUCAAUCGCAGACCUUGUGCACUUUUUUUCAACAGAUGAUGACCUUGGGAUGGGGGUGGAGUUUACAAAUUCUGAGGCAGUGGCAGUUACCUGCCCACCUCUUACUAUAGUAGAGGCCAAUGUACAUGAGCCUUCUCAGCAAGUGGAACCAAGCCCAGCCAAGAAACCCUCCAAGAGCAAGAAGAAGCCCAGGCGGCGAAAGCUUGCCAACAUGGAUAUGGAUCAUAAGAUGGAUGACUCCACCUACACUAGCAUGCAGCCAAACCUGGAGGAAGUGGAGGAGCAGUUAUUUAUCUCGUUCACGUCAAAGGAGGCCCUCAAACUUCACACUGUAGACCAACCUGAAGACACAGUGACGCAUCCUCAGACAACACCUGAAGGUCACCUGCUUCCGUCUGCUGACACACCUGAGCACGCAGAGGGCGUGGAGAGGAUCUCUGCCUGUGAGGAGAUUCUCCUGAGGGACCUGAAGCUGAUGAAACACAAACAGGUCAUUCACCCUGUGCUGCAGGAAGUGGGUCUGAAGAUGAACCUGCUGGAUCCGACUCUGGUCAUAGACCUGCAGUACCUGGGAGUGCGUCUGCCCAUCCCCCCUCCUGGAGUUCGUCUGGAGCCGGUGGCCCAGGAGCCUCCUCCGUCUCAGGGUGUUUCUGCAGCGUUUGUGUCCAGAACAGGAAAAACCACAGAUGUCACUCAGAUUAAAGGUUGGAGAGAAAAGUUCACCCCGUCUGAGGAUCUGUCCGAUUCUUCAUCAGCCAAACCUGAAGCUGGUCCCAGUUCAGAUCCGCCUAAGAAGAACCUGUCGGCGUUCUGCAGCGACAUGUUGGACGAGUAUCUGGAGAACGAAGGGAAGCUGAUCGACGAGCGAGCCGCCAGCUUCUCUCAGCCUCUGGUGGAGCCAGUGGUGUAUGAGCUCCCCGCCAGGAGCACCAGCUACGUCCGGACCCUGGACAGCGUCCUGAAGAAAAACACCGUCGGCUCCCCCACGACAAACCUCAUAUCUGGUUUCAUCCCCCCCUCCAAGAGACCCAAACCCUCCCUCAAAGAAACUAAGACUUCCAGAAAAACAGAGAGGAAACAGAAAGGUCCGAAAAAGACCAAGCUAGGACCAGAACCUGCAGCUGCUCCAGUUUCAACGCCUGAACCAAGUCCAGCGGAACCAAACCCGGUUCCUAAGCCGCCUGCGGGCUCGACCCCAGCAGCACCGCCCCCAUCAGAACACACGGCACCUGAACCUCAGAAGUCCAAGAAAAAACAGCUGAAAGUUCCGUCCGAUCACACAGAACCACUAAGUCUGUCCCCUCAGACCCGCACAUUCAAGAGGAGGAGGAAACUCAAACCCAAGUCAUCUUGUCAGACUCUCAGCCCCCCCAGGUCCACAGACGACCUGGCUCCUCUGGAGUCGGACUCUGAGCUGGGGACCGGAGCUGAUCAGGCUAAUGAAACCCACCAGGACGGGAGACACAUGAUGACCCGAGCUCUGCUGAGACAGAAGGACCUGGAGGACGGAGUGGUGUGGGAGGGCCGACCCAGGACCAGCAUCACCAAAGAGCGGGCCGCCAUCGCCCUGACGUCGCUCUUCACACUCAUGGGAUUCGUCAGUGAAAACCCCACCGCUCCCAUCCAGCUGGUCCGGAGACGAGCCCCCCCCUGCCUCAACGACUUCUGUCGACUGGGUUGCGUCUGCUCCAGUCUGUCCCACGGCUCUAGGACCAGCCACUGCGGACGGCCUCACUGCAUGUUGGGCUGCAGCUGCCUCAAACAGAAGGUGGUCCUCCUCAAGAACCUAGAUGGACCCGACUCCAGCCCCUCCCACCACGGGAACACCAAGAGGAGGAGGAGGAAGAGGAGGAUGAAAAUGGCUUACGUUCUGAAGGAGGCGGACAGCGUUUCCCAGCCUGCUGAGCGGGUUCGGAUUCUGUGGAAGAGGGAAGGUAGAGACUCUGAUCCAGACCCGACCCACAUCCCUGAUGAAGCCUCGCUGCUCCGCUCCACCGUCGGAGCUCUGCAGGACAGAAGAGACGGGAACAGCAGCUGUGCCAGGGUCAGAGGUUACAGAGGAAAGAGGCGGAGCCACGAACCACAGGACGCGACUCAGACCGUGAAGCCGAAGAAGAAGAGGAAGAAGAAGAAGGUGAAGUCUGUGAGGCUGAAGGAAGCAAAGACCAGACGCCCCAGUCCACCUGCAGCAGAUGAAGCAGCUGAGCCAGUUCCCUCGGCCCGGCCCUCGAGUCCUCCCUCGGAGUCGACUCCGAAGCCGUCGAAGCGUCUGGUCAUCGUGGCGGAGUGUAAGUGGGCGAGUGACGCAGACAAAAACCACGUGUUGAGGAUUCUGUGCGAGGCGAUGGCUCUGGACAAACUGUACAAGCCUUUCUGGAUCAGGAAGUAUCUCAUCAGUCCCGUCAGUUCGACGAUGGAGGAGAGCGGUGGCGACCGCUGCAUCCAGUACAAAGUCCGCAUCACCAGACCCCAAGUGCAGAGGGAGCAACCGGCAGCGCAACCAAAACUCCAGAGGAUGGAAAAACCACAAGAACAGAAACAGGAACACCUGAGACAGGUGAGCGGGGAGGAGGAGCCUCCGGAGUCCUGGCAGGGGGAGGUGAUGGAGGAGGAGGAGGAGCCUCCGGAGUCCUGGCAGCAGGAAGUGAUGGAGGAGGAGCAGCCUCCAGAGUCCUGGCAGCAGGAGGUGAUGGAGGAGGAGCCUCCGGAGGACUGGCAGGCGGAAGUGAUGGAGGAGGAGGAGGACCCUCCGGAGUCCUGGCAGCAGGAGGUGGAGGGAGGUGACAUCCAGGAGGAGGAAAGCCCAACACCUCAUCAGGUGGAUGCUGGGAGCGAGAGGAGCGAAGGGAAAACCAAAAUAAAAGCAGAGAAGAAGAAUAAGACGGUCGGCAUGGCUCUGCCUUUCCUGACGGGAAUCUCGCCCGCUGGCUUCCUGUCGGCCAGGAGGAAACAGCCGGGAGGGACGGACCACCUGGUCCAGGUCAACGGGAAACUCUAUCCUCUGGCUAAGAUCCAGUUGGGGAUGAUGGGGGCGCUCCAUCCGGCAAACCGCCUGGCAGCCUAUCUGACUGGCCGGGUGGGGUCUAACAAGAAGCAACUAGGUUCCUCUUCAUCGUGCUCACAUGCUGCUAAACCUCCUCAGACACAGAGAUCAGGCCCGACCCCCCAGACCAUCGUCUUGGCUCCUCCCUCUAACCUCCCUGCCGCCGCCCCCGCCCUGCUGACAGCACUCAGCCUCCCCACUGCCUCCACAGGGCUCCACCCCUCAGUCGUCACGACCGACCAAUCUGCUGCUGCAGUUCGAGCAGCUGAGGAGCACCUGGGCACGAGGAGCCAGGUCGUCGCCGUGAGGGUUUACCCGAGUCCAGCAGCAGGGGGCAGUCAGGUCCAAGUGGCUCCGGCAGCUCCUGGUUCUGUGGUUCGACUCGUGAGUCCACGUCACAGCUCGACGGCGCUCCCGGUUCUCCGUAUGAAGGUUCCCCGCCCCCCGGCCCCUCCCCCCUCCAGCGGUCAGAGGAUGUUCCUGCAGCCGGUCCGCACAGCGUCAGGUGUUCAGUACUAUCGCAUCCCGAGUGGUAAACUGGUCCAACUGCUCCCCAUCAGCAAGCUGAGGGCGGUCAAUUCCACCCGGCCAGUGUUCAGAGUCCUCCCCCCUCCAGCCACCCCCCCCUCAGCCGCCCCCCCUCCCUCGCCUCAGACUCCAGCCAUCACUGUUGUAAAUCAAACGCCACCUCAGGUUCCAGGAACCAGCUCCUCCCCCCUCUCUGUGCCCCCUCUCCCCCUCCCCGACUCUGGCACCUUUAAAGUUCUAAGAAAGGAACCAAUCGCCGUCACCUGUCCUAAGCCCCCCCCCCUGCCCCCCGCCCCCCCAGUGAACCUCAUCUCCCUCAAACCCUCCGCCUGUCAGGGGGUGGAACUUGGCAUCAAAACGUUGACAUUGUCAGCGGACCCUGUGACUCCUGGUGGGGUGUCAGCCCCCAAGAAACCUUCCUCCACCUCCUGGACGCCCCCACCUCCUCCUCCAGUUCCGGCCUCUGACCCGGCGGACCUGGACGUCGUCUGCGUGGAUGUAGAGAAGGAGCUUGCUAACAAGGAGACGCAGUCGACGGAGGUGGUGGACCUGGCAGGGUCGUCGAGCAGUGACACGGAAAACUCGUCAGACUUCGGAGACGAGUCGUUCAGCGAAGAAGAGAAGGUCAAGGGGGAGGAGCAAACCAAGAGCCAGCGUGACCUUCACAGCUUGAUGGAGAGGAAGCGUCGGGUGAAGAUGCUGCAGCUGUUUAAAGGUCUGAGGAGGGAGGUCGGACUGAGAGAAGACAAGACUCCAAAGAUCGCCACACUAAGGAAGGCCGUGGAGGUGAUCCAGGAGUUGAGGUCGACUGCAACAGUUCUGAAGGAGAAGAAGAGGAGGCUGAUGAAGAGAAGGGACCACUACCUGUCGACCAUCGCUCCACCAGGUGUGAACACAUGGUCACAUGAUCCUCUGGACAGCGACAGCAGACAGGUGAUCAGCAUCGUGUCCGUCAGGGAGCAGAGGCGGAGGGCGGAGCCAAAGAGGGCGAGUGACACGUCUGACGAGGAAGAAGCAUUUCAUUCCCUCAGACUCUCACACGCUCGUCAGGCUGAGAUGAGGAGACUUGUGAAUCAACAGAGAGACAUCUUCAUCACUGAGGUUUACCACAGACCAGCUGAGCAACCAGGUGAGACGAAGCAGAAGCACCUGUCGUCCAAUCAGAGGGAGAUGGGGAGGCAGGAGAGACUCCCAGCUGCCAAUCAGCUCCCAGCACCAGCAGGGGGUGGGGCUUCUGAUCCCGGUCUUCCAACAGGAGAUGCGACUGAUGAUGACAUCAUAAUCAUAUCGUCCAACUUGCAGCAGCAGAUUCCACAAGCUCCUCCCACCAAUGCCCUGCCCACUACCACACCUGUCCACACACCUGUCCACACACCUGUCCAGCAGUCUCAGCUGGCCCUGCAGGUUCCUCCUGCUGAGUCCCAUAAUGCACCUGUGGUCAGAGACCGGCCCAAGACGAUCCCGAACAUCUUGUCUCGCCGUAAAAAUCCAGUUCCACCAUCAUCUCUGGUCCUCAAGACUGUGGCAGGUGAAUCUCCGUCCUUCCGGGCUCUGGUACCAGCGGACCUUCUGGCUCUGGUUGGUGCAGCAUUGCCGGGGCAACAUGUUUUGACCCUGAGUCCGUUGGUUCCACCAGGUGUGUCCUCAGUCAGUCUGACCAAUCAGCAGAUCCAUGUCACCUCAAUGCCCUGCCCCCCAACUGCGGGAAACCUGCUGCAGCUGCUCCCACCCUCCCCUCAUCCCCCCUCAGAUCAGGCCCCGCCCCAGACUCACCCCAGCGCCGAGUUCCCGUGCUCAUCGUCUCCGGGGCCAGGAAUGAGUGCUGAGAGGGGGAAGGAGGUCCGAGCCAGAGGUGGCGGAGCCACACAGAGUCUGAUGUCCCUCCUCGAUGAGAUUGUCAUCCUCAACCAGCAGACGACGGCGACGCCCUCCCUUGAGAUAGACCACGCAGUGGGUGGAGCUGAGAAGCGGGGCCACGCCCAUGGCCGGGAGCUGGGCCUUGACAACACCGUUACUGUGGAGACAGAGGAGGCGGGCCUUCAGGGACAAAUGGAGAUAACGCAGACCGACCCUCAGUCAGGACCGGCCAACGGGAACACUAAAAGUGGGGCACCGGCUCCGCCCCCUCUGCUUCAGAUGAAGGUGGGUGGGGCCACAGUGGCGGAGCCCGCCAGCGGUGACAGGGUCUCAGCGGGGGACGGAGGAGGGAGAGAGGGCGGAGCCGUGGCGUGGAGACCAAUGCCUAGACUCGUUCCCCUGGGGCUACGAGGAAACACACCCAGCUGACUGAUGAUGUCAUUGCUCGGAGAAGCUCUCUGAAUGGCUCCUGCUGUUUUCGUCGUUUCAGUGUCACAUGACCAAUAUGACUCCUCUGACAGCCUAUCAGAAAGGCCAUCUGUUUCCAUGACAACCCUUCAAACAUUUCAGUGUGUGAGAUAGGCUGUCAUCUGAGGAGGCGGAGUUUCAACGUGACCCAGGUCCUGAACCCUGCUGAUGACAUCACACGACUCAGGUGUGAACAAGGUCGACUGGAAACGUCUGAUGUCAGGUGAAGUGAUGGAACCAGAACUUGGUCCAGGUCCAGGACCAGGACCACAUGACCCGACCUCUCCCUUGACUUUUCUCUGACACGUUAUUGACAAACGACUCAUCCAGAAUCUUCUGACUGCAAACAUGAAAACAUUUGUAAAAAAACAAUUUGGCUUUGAGCUGAUUUUUCAAAGUAAAAGAUCCGAACUAAAACACAUGAUGCUAAAAUGUAAACAUUUUAUUUUGAAAUGUCAUGUUUGUUUUUAUUUGACAUAUUUUUAUUUUUGAAAAACUUUAUUCAGGUCAAAAUCUGUUCAAAUUAAGAAGGACAACAAGAUUCUGUUUUCAGUUUUAUUGGUCGUCCAUGUUGUCGUUUAUGGACAAACUUUUUUAUUCCGACAUUUUAACAAAGUGGAAAUAUUCAGUUUGUAUAAAGAACCUGAAGUUCAGCCGGUUACUUCCGUUUCAAGAAUAAAAACAUUUUGAGUCUGAACAGGAAGAAGGCUCACCUGGACUCACCUGGACUCCCCCGAUGAGACUGUCACAGACCCGCUGCUCCUCUUUGUCGUCUGAAACGAUGUUUGUACAGUUUGUUUUUCUGACAUUUGUAUUUUUCUACGUGAGAAGAAACGUUCUGAUCUUCAUCGCAACACUAAUGUAAAUAAAGUUUGAAUCUGGACCCGUGACUUAGUUUUUCUAGAUCAAAACAAUUUCACUUGGAAGAUUUUAUUACAAACUGCACCUGAACACAUCGUUUGAAAAUAAAUAUAUACUGGUUCAUAUGUCCAUCACUGAUCCUGGUCCAGUUCACUUCAGUUCACUUCACAUGAAUCAUCAUAAUUAAUAAACAUAUUUCUGGUU